Messenger RNA from Myripristis murdjan (pinecone soldierfish), 3005 nucleotides. RefSeq lists its product as uncharacterized. The transcript is spliced from 18 exons. Gene Ontology annotation, cellular component: membrane. The record is from RefSeq and is a predicted model, not a curated record. Bases 89 to 1873 code for a protein of 594 amino acids. Lineage: Eukaryota; Metazoa; Chordata; Actinopteri; Holocentriformes; Holocentridae.
UGCAGCUCAGAUGGUAACAGAGCUCCUGCUUCGUGCCAAAGGAAAUGACAGUUUUAUAUAAAACAGUUUGUCAUUUCUGCCUGGAAACAUGGGUAGACGUGUGAUUUUCUUGGUGCUCCUAGCUGUGCUGCUGCUGGACUUUACAGAGGGUGCAGAGAAACAAGUAUACCUUGCAGAUGGAGGUAAACUCACAUUGGAGUCACCCAUUCCUGCUGAGUUCAAGCCCCUGACAAGCAUCCUGUGGAAACAUAAUCACAACAUGGUGGUGGAAUGGGUUGAGAAAUUAGGAAGUGUGGAGUACUACGGAGCAUUUCACGGCCACACAACCCUGGAUAGAAAAACUGCUCGUUUGGAGAUCGACAAUUUGACUCUUAUCUACAGUGGAGUGUAUUCUUUGGAGUUAAAUGGCCAACUCCAGAGUGAGACAUACAUGGUUACUGUGAUCAAGAAAGUCCCAAAGCCCUCGGUGACAGUUGAGCCACUGUUUUGUUCUUCCACCUCAUCUCUUUGCAAACUGAGCUGCAAUGGAUGGAUCCCAGAGGCUGAACCAAUCACCUACAGCUGGAGGCGAGAUACAGGAGCCUGGACUGAGUCAAGUAAACUGAUGGACAUCACCAACGAUGACAACCAUGUUGAAAAUUUCUUCUGCCAAAUGAAGAAUCCAGUUAGUGAGGAAGAGAGCGAGCCAUGGAAGAAUGUAUUUUACCCAGAGAAAGUCCCAAAGCCCUCGGUGGCACUGGAGCCACUGUCUUGUUCUCCCUCCUCACCGCCCUGCGCUCUGAGCUGUAAUGGAGGGAUCCCAGAGGCUGAACCAAUCACCUACAGCUGGAGGCGAGAUACAGGAGACUGGACUGAGUCAAGUAAACUGAUGGACAUCACCAAGGAUGAUGACCACAUUGAAAAUUUCUUCUGCCAAAUGAAGAACCCAGUUAGUGAGGAAGAGAGUGAACCAUGGAAAAAUGUAUUCUAUGAAGACAGACAGCAGCUUUACGUUACUGUGGCGGUUGGGGUGGUGGCUGCAGUUUUUCUGGUUGUUAUUUUUGCUUUCAUAACACGAAGAAUCUUUUCAUUACGUAGUGGAUUUGACAGUGAAAAACGUAGACUUCUGCUUUACCUUGGUGUGCUGACUAGGCUGAUGACUGCAGUCCCUCUGUUUUUUUGGCUGGGUUUUGCCGUUAUAACAGGACAGAUGUUUUCAUUCCUCAGUGGAUUAGACAGUGAAAUAGGUACACUUCUGCUUUCCCUUGGUGUGCUGGCUGUGGUGAUGACUGUAGUUCCUCUGUUUUUUUUUCUGGGUUCUGAUACACUUCUGCUUUACCGUGGUGUGCUGGUUGGGGUGAAGACUGCAGUUUCUCUGGGUUGUUGUCUGGGUUUUGCUGUUAUAUCAGGAAAGAUCUUUUCAUUACUUGGUGGAUUUGACAGUGAAUCAGGCACGCUUCUGCUUUCCCUUGGUGUGCUGGUUGGGGUGAUGACUGUAGUUCCACUGUUGUGUUUUCUGGGUUAUGUUUUUAUAAAAGCAUGUGUCAGUGAAUCAGGUACACGUCUGCUUUACCGUGGUGUGCUGGCUGUGGUGAUGACUGUACUUUCUCUGGGUUGUUUUCUGGGUUUUGCUGUUAUAUCAGGAAAGAUCUUUUCAUUACGUGGUGGAUUUGCCAGUGAAAUAGAUAAACUUCUGCUUUACCUUGGUGUGGUGACUGUGGUGAUGACUGUAGUUUCUCUGGGUUUUUUUCUGGGUUUUGCUGUUAUAUCAGGAAAGAUCUUUUUAAUACGUAGCAGAAAUGCCAGUGAAACAGGACAUCAAACAGAACUAAAUCAACUAAACAAUGGUGAACCAAACCAUGAAGAUGGGAGGUCAGAUGGACCAACAGCAUGAAGUCACUGGUUAUAGUCUGACAGCAUUUUCAACAGUGGACCUUUUUCACAGCAGCCACUUUGUGAUGAAACAGCAGGGUAAAGCAGGGCAGCUUCUGUCCACAGGCAGUAAGGCUUAGCAACAGCCAGUGGAGUCACAGCCACAUCUGCAUCUUGUGUUGUAACUUAAUAAGCUGCAGUGUUAAUAAUUUAGUUUAAUUCAUUGCAUAGUUGACUGAUUGAAAGCUGCUAAAAAGGUAUUAUUAUUUACAGUUUAAAAAGAGUAAAAAAGAUUUGAUAUUUAUGUUUGAUAUUUGCACUACAGUUGCUAUUGAUGCACUGAGAUAGAUAGAUAGAUAUAUACUUUAUUGAUCCCAUUGGGAAAUUUAGGUAUCUCGCAGCUCACAGUCCAUACAUACAUUCACACAUUCAUAAAUUUAAGAAAAAAAAACUGCUAAGAGACUGCAUUUACCAUAAUGCAUUGCAGCUAAACCAGGAAGUGAGAUGUAGAUUCACCGCGAAUUGUGUUUGUUGUUAUACAGUUGCAGUGUUGAACAGAUAAGAAUGUCAAGUAAUAUACGGAGAAAAGAUAAUUUUGUAUGUUUGUAUGCACCAAAUAUUUCUAUAUGAAGCUCCGUUUAAGUUCCAUAUUCCGUCAUCCUGUCAAGUCACUCUCAAGGUAGUUAUUCUACAUCUUGAUUGUAUACUGCAGCUCAGGGUUUUGAAUAUGUACAUGGUCUGAGUGUGUCUGUGUGUGUAUGUGUAUUUAUAUGAAUAUAAGUAUAGAGUUUAGAUGUAAAUAAUUCUGUUAUUUACAGAAUUUAAUGUUCUUAUCUGUAUUGUUUUCUAUUGUUUUUCAGUUUUUAUGGCAUUUAAGUGAACUGCCUGUGUAUUAGUCCGGCGAGCUAGGUGGUGAACCUUAUUGCAUCGGUAAAAGUUUUUUUCUCAGCUGAUACUUGCGGUCACCUCUUAAGAAUUCAAGAAGGUGCUGAGUGAUAUCCCUUGAGCAUUUUUAGAUAUUAACCCCUUAAUGCCUGAAACACUAAAAAUCCAACCAAAAUAGAGCUUUAUGGUAUUUAAUGCAAAAUACUUAUCACUUUCAUGCUUGAAUUAUGAAAGCCUGAGUACAGAUUUUUUUUCUUAUGUGUUUUUAC